This is a messenger RNA of Callorhinchus milii (elephant shark), 567 nucleotides long. Its product is annotated as proline-rich 33 kDa extensin-related protein-like. The record is from RefSeq and is a predicted model, not a curated record. The transcript is spliced from 2 exons. NCBI's taxonomy places the organism in Eukaryota, Metazoa, Chordata, Chondrichthyes, Chimaeriformes, Callorhinchidae. Bases 1 to 567 code for a protein of 188 amino acids.
AUGCCUAGCCACCGCAUGCCUAGCCACCGCAUGCCCAGCCAUCGCAUGCCUAGCCACCGCAUGCCUAGCCACCGCAUGCCCAGCCAUCGCAUGCCUAGCCACCGCAUGCCCAGCCAUCGCAUGCCCAGCCAUCGCAUGCCUAGCCACCGCAUGCCUAGCCAUCGCAUGCCUAGCCACCGCAUGCCUAGCCACCGCAUGCCUAGCCACCGCAUGCCCAGCCAUCGCAUGCCUAGCCACCGCAUGCCUAGCCACCGCAUGCCUAGCCACCGCAUGCCUAGCCACCGCAUGCCCAGCCAUCGCAUGCCUAGCCAUCGCAUGCCUAGCCACCGCAUGCCUAGCCACCGCAUGCCUAGCCACCGCAUGCCCAGCCAUCGCAUGCCUAGCCACCGCAUGCCUAGCCACCGCAUGCCUAGCCAUCGCAUGCCUAGCCACCGCAUGCCCAGCCACCGCAUGCCUAGCCACCGCAUGUCUAGCCACCGCAUGCCUAGCCACCGCAUGCCCAGCCACCGCAUGCCUAGCCAUCGCAUGCCUAGCCACCGCAUGCCUAGCCACCUCGAAACGUCGUGA